This is a messenger RNA of Olea europaea var. sylvestris, 2568 nucleotides long. RefSeq names its product probable inactive receptor kinase At5g58300. Gene Ontology annotation, biological process: protein phosphorylation. Gene Ontology annotation, molecular function: ATP binding; protein binding; protein kinase activity. The coding region runs from base 408 to 2369 and encodes 653 amino acids. The transcript has 3 exons. The record is from RefSeq and is a predicted model, not a curated record. Lineage: Eukaryota; Viridiplantae; Streptophyta; Magnoliopsida; Lamiales; Oleaceae.
AAGCACAUAAAGAAAUGAACAGGAUUAUCUCUAUCUCUAUACUCUUUCACUGCCAGUCAGUGGUUGAGUGAACCGACGCAUCUGACUUUCUCUCUCCAUUCUUUUCCAGCUCAUAAUCAUAAUCACUAAACAAAACUCAAAAUUAACUUACAAAAUACUGUCUGCAUUUUUCUCCUGGAUCUGUUAAUUGAAUUCCCAAUUGUGUAAAUCCUUGACAAAAGCAUGGUGUUUUUAAUGCUGCUGCAGCACAGUUCGAGUCCUGUAUCACGCUCCAAUGCUUCCAGUUACUGCAGUUUCAACAUUACAGCAAACUCAGGUUUCGCCUCUCGAGUUCAGCAUUCUUGACAAAAUCCAUAUAAAACUCAGAAAAUAUCGAAAAAGAGGAAAAAAAUUCUGGGAUUCUCAGAAUGUUUCGAGAAGAACUGCGGUACCUGCAGCAAUUUUACGUUCGUAUCCUUCUGGAUUACCUCAUGAAACUCUGCUCUAUCAAUAUAUUUCUUCUUUUCUUCAUCAUCGCCAUGAGUCUCUUUCCUCUGGCUCUUGGUGACUUGAACUCGGAUAAACAAGCCCUUCUAGCAUUUGCCGCCGCCGUGCCACAUGGUAGAAGGCUUGACUGGAAUCCUGCUAUGCCAGUCUGCAAUUCUUGGGUCGGAGUCACUUGUACUCCGGAUGCUAACAAUGUGAUUUAUCUGCGGCUUCCUGGCAUUGGACUUAAGGGUCCAAUUCCAGCUAAUACCCUUGGAAAGUUGGAUGCUCUGAGGACUCUCAGUCUUCGCUCCAAUCUCCUUAGUGGUAAUUUGCCUCCUGAUAUUCUUUCACUUCCUUCUCUCCGUUACCUCUUUGUUCAACGUAAUAAUUUCACCGGUGAUAUUCCAACUAUCUUUUCCCCUCAGCUUACUAUCUUGGACCUGUCAUUCAAUUCAUUUCGGGGAAAAAUUCCCCCAACAAUUCAGAAUUUGACUCAACUUACUGCUUUGAGACUUCAGAACAAUUCUCUUUCUGGAUCAAUCCCCAAUCUAGCUCCGCAGCUCAAACGUUUGAACCUAAGCAACAACCAUCUUAAUGGCUCUAUUCCUUCAUCUCUACAGAAGUUCCCAACUUCUUCGUUCAUUGGAAAUUCCUUAUGCGGGCCACCACUAGAUUCUUGUUCACCUUCUCCUCCGCCUGCUCCUUCUCCGAGUACUUCUCCACCUUCCUCAAACGUCCCUUCGAGGCGAAAUUCUAAGAAAAAACUCGCUUUGGGAGCUAUUAUUGCCAUUGCAGUCGGAGGGGCUGUAGUGCUAUUUCUUAUAGCACUAGUUUUAUUCCUGUGCUACUUUGCGAGAAAGCGAAGAGAUGGCAGUCCAGUGCCAAAAGUUAAGCCUUCUGGUGGUGGGAGUCAAGAGAAACCAAGCGAGGAGUUUGACAGCGGGGUGCAAGAACCCAAGAAGAACAAGUUGGUUUUCUUUGAAGGCUGUUCAUACAACUUCGAUCUUGAGGACUUGUUACGGGCCUCUGCUGAAGUUCUUGGAAAGGGUAGUUUUGGGACAGCAUACAAAGCAGUCUUAGAGGAGUCGACAGCAGUGGUCGUGAAAAGAUUGAAAGAAGUAAUUGUCGGGAAGAAGGACUUCGAACAGCAGAUGGAAAUAAUCGGGAGAGUGGGACAGCAUCCCAAUGUUGUACAUUUACGAGCUUAUUACUACUCUAAGGACGAGAAGCUCUUAGUCUAUGAUUAUUUUUCAAAUGGCAGCUUGGCAACUGUGUUGCACGGAAACAAGACCGCCGGAAGAACACCUCUAGAUUGGGGUACAAGAGUCAAAAUAUCCCUAGGAGCAGCAAGGGGCAUUGCUCAUAUCCAUUCUGUGGGUGGUGCUAAAUUUACUCAUGGAAACAUCAAGUCUUCCAAUGUCCUCUUGAAUCAAGAUUUAGAUGGUUGUGUAUCCGAUCUCGGGUUGGCCCCUCUCAUGAACUCUCCUGCCACUCCAUCUCGACAGGCAGGAUACCGUGCUCCUGAGGUAAUCGAAACUCGGAAACACACUCACAAAUCAGAUGUGUAUAGCUUUGGAGUCGUGCUACUUGAAAUGCUUACAGGAAAACAACCGAUUCAAUCGCCGGGACGAGAUGAUAUUGUAGAUCUCCCGAGGUGGGUUCAGUCAGUUGUCAGGGAAGAAUGGACGUCCGAAGUUUUCGAUGUUGAGUUAAUGAGGUUCCAAAACAUUGAAGAAGAGAUGGUGCAGAUGCUGCAAAUCGCCAUGGCGUGUGUCGCAAAGGUACCGGACAUGCGACCAAACAUUGACGAAGUCAUUAGAAUGAUCGAAGAGGUUCGGCUAUCCGACUCGGAAAAUCGACCAUCUUCGGAAGAGAAUAAAUCCAAGGACUCCAAUGUUUAGACUCCUUGAUUCUUUUCAAACCAUUAUUUACUUAUAUCUACCUUUAUUUUUUAUUUUCUAUUUCCUUCUCAAAUUCUGAAAAAUCAUCUGAUUCAAAACGCUGUUUGAUCAUGCAUGCAUAUGCUUGUAUGGCUAGUGACGGUGUGAAUUUGUCCAGUUGUGUGAGCUUUUUUUAUUUGUUGUUGUAUUUAGUUUUUAA